Messenger RNA from Rana temporaria (common frog), 2249 nucleotides. It is a transcript of the gene ADRA2B, whose product is annotated as adrenoceptor alpha 2B. The record is from RefSeq and is a predicted model, not a curated record. Lineage: Eukaryota; Metazoa; Chordata; Amphibia; Anura; Ranidae. Gene Ontology annotation, cellular component: membrane. Gene Ontology annotation, molecular function: adrenergic receptor activity. The coding region runs from base 841 to 2034 and encodes 397 amino acids. Gene Ontology annotation, biological process: adenylate cyclase-activating adrenergic receptor signaling pathway. The transcript has a single exon.
GAAUGUUGAACCCAGUAAAUGAAGGAGUUAAAACAUUGUUUGCCGUUAACAUGUUUUGUAAUGGCAUAAGCUGGAUUUGAUUUACUUUUUUCCCAGCACUCUCACAGAUGACCGAGUGGUUAUUGUAGUAAGGUGACAGCCUUUGCGUCUCCAUAUAGCAUUGCAGACUAAAGGAGAAGUAUUCUGCUUACUUGUUGGGUAAAGUGCUGCCAAGUCUGAAAUGUUUCUUUCUGCAGAAUGUAUCCCUAAAGCUGCAGUAUUACUCCCUGUGCAGUGCCACUGAAGCACAUCUUAUUGUAGGAAAUUAGUCAUGGUGCCCUUGGUGGUCCUGCAAGUAUUGUGGAACCACUAAACUCUCCUGAAACGGUAAGAGGAAGAGCAGUGAGCAGCUGUGUUCAGGAAAUAAAUCCAUGGAGUGAAGAGGAUCCAGCCUGUGGCUCCCUCCUCCCCUCUUUAGAAGGAGGCUGAGCUGUUGAGUUUCUGACAUCACUCCGUAGGGUUGUGUAAACUAAACAUUCACUACUUUAAAAGCCGACAAUCUCUAUUUCGUACCUCAGUGAGAGAGAAAUGAGAGCAGGGAUGCAUAUGUCAUAGCUAAGCACAGAGGAAAGACUUCUGCAAAAGGAAGACCCUUGGAAGAUUUGGGUGAAUUUGAUGAAGAUCUAUGUUUGCAGAAUCUGCCAUUUCUGAACUUUUCAUGAAGUCCCUCAAAGUUUUGUUUUUAUGCUUAAGAAAAGUGUGGACUGAUGGAGCCUAGAGAUCUGGAUUUCUCAUCUCUCUAGAGUGGGCAGUGGGUGUUUUGGAAAAGCUGCUUAUCUUUUUGAAUUUCUUCAGGAGGUUAUGGCAUCACAACUGUCAUACUCCAUCCAAGCCACCGCUGUUAUAGCAGCAAUUAUCACCUUUCUCAUCCUCUUCACCAUAUUCGGCAAUGUUCUGGUGGUUAUAGCGGUGCUGACUAGCCGCUCACUGAAAGCUCCUCAAAAUCUCUUUCUGGUGUCGCUGGCCGCAGCAGACAUCUUAGUUGCCACUCUUAUUAUUCCCUUCUCCUUGGCAAAUGAGCUAAUGGGAUACUGGUACUUCGGCAAGACCUGGUGUGAGAUGUACUUGGCACUGGAUGUUCUCUUCUGCACAUCGUCCAUAGUGCACCUUUGUGCCAUUAGUUUGGACAGGUACUGGUCAGUCAGUCAAGCUAUUGAAUAUAAUUCCAAGAGGACUCCUAGGAGGAUAAAGUGUAUCAUCUUAAUAGUUUGGACUUUGGCAGCCUUGAUCUCCCUGCCACCAUUAAUUUACAAAGGAAAGAAGGAAGACCACAACAAAGACGAGCCUCAGUGUAAAUUGAAUGAGGAGCCCUGGUAUAUUCUUUCCUCCAGCAUCUGCUCUUUUUUUGCUCCCUGUCUGAUCAUGAUUUUGGUGUACCUCAGAAUUUAUCUAAUCGCCAAACGUCAGAGUAGGAAGAACACCAACGGCAGUAAACCUAAAGAGAGGACAUGUAAGUUAUUUUGCCCCCGUGCUGGACACAGUGUGAAGAAAUCAACAGGUCAUGCCUGUUCUAAUCCAGAUGAGAAGCUGAGUUCUGUGCCCCCUGACCUGUGUCCUGUCAAAGUGGCCCAUCCUGUCCUAAAGGAGAAUACAGAGCCUGGAGGCCUUAAAGAGACCAAUGGCCAUGGGCCUUCAAUGAUGGACAGCAUGGUCACGUCCAAAGGUGUUGUACUGUUGCCAAAAAAGCCAAUAGACUCUGUUUCUUCCUUGUCCAAAAAGAAAAGCCAUAUCAACCGCGAGAAGAGGUUUACCUUUGUUCUAGCUGUAGUUAUCGGUGUCUUUGUAUUAUGUUGGUUCCCUUUCUUUUUUACCUACAGCCUUCAAGCCAUAUGCCCUGAACUCUGUUACAUUCCACAAAGUGUGUUUCAGUUCUUUUUCUGGAUAGGGUAUUGUAACAGCUCCCUCAAUCCUGUGAUAUACACCAUAUUCAACCAGGACUUCAGAAAGGCUUUCCGUCGGAUUCUGUGCAGGCACUGGACUCACUCUGUCUGGUGAGAAAGAUUUCUCCUUCUAGAAACUUUUUUAUUUAUUGGGUACAUGAAGGAGAGAGCUAAAGAGGGAGUUAAAACUGUACAUUCUCUAGUAAACCAAAUCCAUCUCUAACAUCUUCAUUGUGUAUUCCUGAUGAUGGAGAAUAUCUCCUGCUUUACACAAUAUUGCUGUCCCAAGCUGAGCUUGGGUAAAUAAAAGUGCUUAUAUUUGUGUUUCAA